UAUUGAAUCCUUACAACAUGUACACUUUGGAUUUGACAAAUGCUAUUGCUGCAAUUUGUCAAAUCCAAAGUGUAUUAGAACACAAUAAAUGUUCGGAUAUUUAUCAGUUAACGUCAAAUCGAAUGUAUUUACUAUCCUAUUAAGUGAAGUGAAUGUGUCGACUGCCAUUGGCAUGGUUUUUUGUUAUUAGAAAACAACUUACACGAUUAACAAUAAAUGGCUCCGACACGAAAAGUCUCAGUGAGGCAACUUGAAAAGUUGUUAGACUUUGCUUAUGCUCACCAGGAUGUUGCUAUGGGCAGGUAUAUAGGUGGGCCUUUUGGCAACCCAGCUUCACGACUGGCGUGGGAAAACCUAGGACUCCAACUUAAUUCCCUCGGAGACGGGGUGUCUAAAACACCCGAUCAAUGGCGCAGAUACUGGAUAGAAUUGAAGGCCAAGGUAAAAACAAAGGCGGCAGACACCAGGAGAAUGAGCAGGGGCAUAAACGGGGAACCCAACCGUCUUGCCCCGUUGGCCCCAUGGGAGGAGAGGAUUCUUGGGUUGAUUGGACCCGUUGCUGAAGGGUCGCCUGAUGUUAGGAUUUCUCAUGAUAGUAUAGGCGACUAUGUAGAGGUACAGACAACAGAAGAUCAGAAGCACACACCAAGCAAUGACCCGUUACUAGCUGAAACUGUGGAUUUACUACCGGCUCCAGGGACUGAUGCUGUAAGCACUCAGUCAGAAACGGAGGAGUACUACACAGUAAAAGUGGAGCAGCACAGUCCCUCUGACAGGGAGUCACCAUCACCGGAGCACAAGCCGCCAAUACACACGGAACCGAAGACUGUACCUCGACGGACCUCCACCACUGGACUUAGACGACGCGCGAGAUUACGCAGACCUUUAAGUAGUGAUGUUCUGAUGCAACGGCUUAUAGAGCUUAAAGAGGAAAAGUUAAGAGUGUCAAAGGAAAGGAAUGAAGCCAUAAAUAGGGUCGGUGAUAUACUGAGGAAAAUUUCCAAUAAACUAGAUGAAUUCGUUUGAAAUUGAAUCAAAAAUGAUUAGGCAGAAUAAUAAGUCAGGUUUACAUUUUUGUAACGACUUUAUGACGGAGUGUAACUACUAAGGGCGAUGCCUUAUUAGUGCGUUGCGUCGUCGCAACGGAUCGACGCAUUGCGCAAGAGGACGAUGCACCAUCUCAAUAUAUACAAAAGAAAUGAACACUGGAAUGAAAUGAAAUUAAUUGCUAAUAUAGAAAUCUUUUUACAAUGGUGCUGAGGACUCUGAAUUAAGUUUGGAUACCUAUAUCUCAGCAUCCUCGCUCUGUAGUUCGUUGGAUCGUCGCCUGUAAAAACAUUUUAUUUGACAGCCUCCAUAGCGCAGUGAUAUGCGCGGUGCAUUUACAAGACGGAGGUUUGAGUUCGAUACCAGGCUGGGCCUUCUUGAUUUGAGGUUUUCUUGAUGUUGGGUCGAAACCGAAAGGGGUGUGGAUUUUCAUCCUCCUCCUAACAAGUUAGCUUCCAUUUUAGAUUGCAUCAUCACUUACCAUCAGGUGAGAUUGUAGUCAAGGGCUAACUAGUAAAUAAAAAAAAAUAUUAAUGUGGCAUGUUAUUUAAAAUAUAUGGAAAACGUAACAACGCGACAUAACGUAACGCGAUAAUGGGGCAUUGUUCUAAUAAGUGAAGUGUGAGCGAGAUCAUUGUCAUAUCUAUGAAGUAAAGAUUUUAUAUUUACAA
Molecule: messenger RNA, 1718 nt
Organism: Bicyclus anynana (squinting bush brown)
Lineage: Eukaryota; Metazoa; Arthropoda; Insecta; Lepidoptera; Nymphalidae
Exons: 7
Coding region: 217-1026 (269 amino acids)
Source: RefSeq, a predicted model, not a curated record